AUGGCAGACGUCUUCGCCAAGCUCCAGGACAAGAGCCUGCUGGUCUCUUCCGGUCUCGUCGCCGGGGAGUGGAAGAAUGGUCAGGAUGACAAGACUUUUCUCGUGUACGAGCCAUCAAGCGCAACAGUCCUCCAGGAGUGCGCCAACUUGAGCCGGCAAGACUUCAUCGGCGCCAUUGAGAGCGCCAAGAAGGGUUCGGCCAAGUUUCACGAGUCAACGACAGCAAAGGAGCGAGGCGCCCUGCUCAGAAAAUGGUCCGACUUGGUCAUUGCCAACGCUGACGACUUGGCCUUGAUUCUGUCUUUGGAGAAUGGCAAGACCUUUGCCGAGGCCAGAGGCGAGGUGGUCUACGCCGCUUCUUUCAUCUCUUGGUUCGCCGAGGAAGCGACAAGGUCUUACGGCGAUACCAUCCCUUCAUCCUAUGCAAACACCACUGUCUUCACAUUCAAGGAGCCCGUGGGCGUCUGCGGCAUCGUUACCCCUUGGAACUUCCCAGCAGCCAUGAUCACACGCAAGAUCGCCCCAGCCUUUGCAGCGGGAUGUUCAGUCAUCAUCAAGCCUCCAAGCGAGACCCCCUUCAGUGCUCUUGCCCUAGCCAAGUUGGCACUCGCUUCUGGCAUCCCGUCUGAUAUCAUCCACGUGGUACCGACCAAGGACAGAGAGGCGUCGAUGGAGCUCGCCAACAACCCUAUCGUGAAGAAGCUUAGUUUCACUGGGUCGACUGGGCUCGGCAAGAUGCUCACCAAGGCUGCGGCGGACACGAUGAAACGCGUGAGCAUGGAGCUGGGUGGUAAUGCCCCGUUCAUCGUGUUUGACGAUGCGGAUAUUGACCAGGCGGUUGAGGGUGCCUUGAUUUGCAAGUUCAGAUGUUCCGGUCAGACAUGCGUGUGCGCAAACAGAUUGCUCGUCCACGAAGCAGUCAAAGACCAAUUCAUCGAGAAACUCGUCGCCCGCGUAAAGCAGUACAAACUUGGCCGUGGAAUCGACGAGGGCAUCACACAAGGCCCCCUCGUCAACGCCGCAGCCGUACAAAAGGUUGACGCCCAUGUACAAGACGCGCUGAAGAAGGGCGCCGGCGCCGUCCUCCACACGGGCGGCAAGGCGCCGGAGGGGCUCAAGGGAUACUUCUACGAGCCUACGGUGAUCAGCGGGGUCACGACCGACAUGGAGGUCGCACACGACGAGACCUUUGGCCCCCUCGCGGCUAUCUUCUCUUUCAAGACGGAAGCAGAGGCCGUCGAGCUGGCGAAUGCCACAGAGUAUGGCCUCGCGGGCUACUUCUUCAGCAAGGAUAUUUCUCGAGUCAUGCGUGUAGCGAGGCGGUUGGAGUGCGGCAUGCUGGGCGUCAACACCGGUCUCAUCAGCGCCGCGGAGGCGCCGUUUGGUGGUAUGAAGGAGAGUGGACUUGGUCGGGAGGGCAGCAAGUAUGGACUAGCAGAGUACCAGAACAUCAAGUCUGUCACGAUUGGUAACCUUGGCUUCGACUGA
Messenger RNA from Colletotrichum phormii, 1488 nucleotides. RefSeq names its product aldehyde dehydrogenase domain-containing protein. Gene Ontology annotation, molecular function: succinate-semialdehyde dehydrogenase (NAD+) activity. The record is from RefSeq and is a predicted model, not a curated record. NCBI's taxonomy places the organism in Eukaryota, Fungi, Ascomycota, Sordariomycetes, Glomerellales, Glomerellaceae. The transcript is spliced from 4 exons. Gene Ontology annotation, biological process: GABA catabolic process. The coding region runs from base 1 to 1488 and encodes 495 amino acids.